UGAUAAGCACACACUCACGUGCAUCUGCUAUCAUCCUCCUCCAGCACUUCCAGCUCCAUCACUGCAGCGGAGACUCUUCCAGGAUCACAGCGACCCAAGUUUCAGGAGAAAGAACGGCAGCAUGUCCAUCACGGAGAAGGAGAAGACUGAUGUGCGCCUGGUGUUUCUAGGAGCAGGUGGAGUGGGUAAGACAGCCCUCAUACACCGCUUCCUCCAAGACACCUUUGACCCAAAACAUCGGCGGACGGUGGAGGAGAUCCACAGGAAGGAAUACGAGGUAGGGGAGGUCAAAGUCACCAUCAACAUCAUCGACACCAGCGGCAGCUACUCUUUCCCCGCCAUGCGCAAGCUCUCAAUCCAGAACGGCGACGCCUUCGCACUGGUCUACGCCGUGGAUGACCCCGACUCCCUGGAGGCGGUCAAGAGGCUGCGAGAUGAGAUUCUGGAGUUCAAAGAGGACAAGCACCCGCCCAUCGUAGUGAUUGGAAACAAGAUCGACCGCCACAGUGAGCGGGAGGUGUCCAGCAGGGACGCGCUGGCCAUGGUAGAGCUGGACUGGGACCACAUCUUCGUGGAGUCCUCGGCCAAGGACAACGUCAACGUUCUGGAGGCUUUCAUGGAGCUGCUGCAGCAGACCGACCUGCCCAGUCAGCUUCGGCCGGCUCUGUGCCGGAGGCGUGAAACCAUCCCCACGCAGGGCGGCAAACGGCCUCCGAUGAACAAGACCAACAGCUGCCUCAUCUCAUAGAGACCGGAAAGACGAUUUAGCAGUUGAAAAGAAACGGAAAGUUGUUUUCUGACUGUGACCCAAACAAAAAAUAAACUUCAAAGGUGAGGAUGGUGGUUGACCCAGAAUGUAAAACAUGUAAAUCAAAAUGAAAGCAGGAAUGUUGACAGUCUAGAUCAUUUGUCAAUCAAACCUUCAUUAUGAUGUUCUGUAGCUUACAAAAACGCAAAAUUACAACCGAGAAAGACGUGAAAACGAACUUUUAUCCUUCUCAGAAUGUCAUUUUUCUUCUCAAAAUAGCUGGAACCGACAUCUAGCAGUGAGAUUGUGAUCAAAUGAAGUCAUUUAAAGAGUUGUGCAUCUCUGUAUCUGUUACAUGCCUGCACUGUGUUUUGCUGUUACUCUCCACUAUUAAAGUCCAGUGUUUGUCUUGAAAUAAACCAUCAAGAAUUUGUACUUUUUUGCAUGCUGUAGUGCCUUUUUAAUGCAAUUUUUUCCACAAAUAAAUAAAAUAAACACAUUGUUGCCCUUCUACAGAAAAAAAAAAUAUGAUGAUUAAUAUUGACAGUUUCAUUUCUAGAGAACUCAUCUAACUAGAUGAGUAAGUUUAUUUUAGAGCUGCAGCAUCGCCUCACGAACUUGUGUCAAGUUUAAAGGGGCAUGUUGGUUUUAGUGCGCAUACUUUAGAAGUCAUCAGGUGGUCAUUGUUUUGACACAAAAGCACCUCCAUAGAAUCUGGUCUCCACUGCCCUCUGGUGGUGAGCCAUGAUACAUUUUUAUUUUAUUUUAUUACUUUAUUUUUUCAAUAAAAGUUAUUUCAUUCUUUUGAAAUACAUGUACUAUUUUAAAAUAUUUUUUUAUACUUUGAUCAACAACAUUUUUAUUUAUUUUUUUAAUUUACUAAAUAAUGAAUUCAUUGACUUUUGGCAGAAUAAAAUGUAGUAUUUUUGGCCAAAAUAUUACCAAAAGUAAAAAGAACACAACUAAAAAUUAAAAGUUUGUUUCAAUGCAGGAAUAUUGACAUUUUUACUUCCCCUUGCUGGUUUUCAAUGUUCAGAUAGAGCAUUUUUUCAAUUUCAGCUUCAACCCUUGAGGGUAGGCAUUAGUAAUAGCUGAAAAUUACUCAAAGACAUCCCAAAAAUGACCUGAAUUUAGGUCAGGACAGCAAUAACUGCUCAUCUCAGUCUCCACUUGGCAGCAUCAGAGUUGUUAGAGGUUUGUAAGGUGAGAUCAGGAGGGAAAUUGGCUGCUGACAUUUAAGUCCUCUCUAAAAAAAAAAAAAAAAAA
Oryzias melastigma (Indian medaka) is the source of this 2014-nucleotide messenger RNA. RefSeq names its product rasd family member 4 (gene rasd4). The coding region runs from base 122 to 748 and encodes 208 amino acids. The transcript has a single exon. NCBI's taxonomy places the organism in Eukaryota, Metazoa, Chordata, Actinopteri, Beloniformes, Adrianichthyidae. The record is from RefSeq and is a predicted model, not a curated record. Gene Ontology annotation, molecular function: GTPase activity; GTP binding.